AUGUCGGACACCAGUGUACUAAGUACAGGUACACGUAAAUAUCUAAAGGCAACUGGGAACAGGGAAAUUGGCCAACCACCUGUGCAUUCAAAUCGUACAGGAGAAAUCUUGGUUGAACACCUGUGUACUAGGCACAGGUACACGCAAAUAUCAAAAGGCAACUGGGAAAGGGGAAACAAGCCAACCACUUGUGCAGUCAAAUCGGAUACACGCAAAUAUCCAAAGGCAACUGGGAACAGGGAAACUGGCCAACCACCUGUGCAUUUAAAAUUGGGUAGGUGGCUCGGAAAAUCAUGGUUGGACAACUAA
Molecule: messenger RNA, 309 nt
Organism: Prunus armeniaca (apricot)
Lineage: Eukaryota; Viridiplantae; Streptophyta; Magnoliopsida; Rosales; Rosaceae
Source: the annotation of a GenBank genome assembly